CGUGUUUCAUUUCAUCUGUGACCUCCGAAAAGCCCUUGUUUCCAACUUUAAUGAUGUCACUCCGGUUUAAGCUUGUAUUUUUUACCCCCAAAACUCACACCGCGGUGAUCCUGAGCACGCUGUUCAAACAAUGCCCUAAUGUACUCGGUAAGAUCGGUCAGUAUGAGGAAUGCGCAUUCAUCACUCCUGGAGUCGGACAGUUCAAGCCAGGGCCUGACGCUCGGCCUCUUACUGGAGAGCCUGGCAAGCUUGAAUACGUGGAUGAGGAUAGGGUAGAAAUUGUGGUCAAUGAUCAAGGGGACAAAGUACAACUCAAGCAUGCGAUAAGUCAUUUGAAAGCGGUUCAUCCGUACGAAGAGGUUGCAUAUGAUGUCUACAGACUUGAAGACGUUUAGGUCAUGCAAACCCUUACUUGCCUUUGUUUCUCGGACGGCGGCUUGUUGU
Molecule: messenger RNA, 444 nt
Organism: Suillus plorans
Lineage: Eukaryota; Fungi; Basidiomycota; Agaricomycetes; Boletales; Suillaceae
Product: GTP cyclohydrolase 1 type 2/Nif3
Exons: 3
Coding region: 51-395 (114 amino acids)
Source: RefSeq, a predicted model, not a curated record